CAUAUUAGAACUCUCUUUCAAAAAUCUUUAAAAAAAAUAAAAAUAAAAAUAAAAAUAAAAAUAAAAAUAAAAAUCCAAUCUUUACUCCCAAAACUCAAUGGCCAAAGAUUGUAAUCCUAGUAUUCCCACGUCCCAUCUCCAUCCCCCCUCCCUCCCUCCACCAAUAAUGGAGAGAAAUGAAAUGAUGAAUCCCUCAAGAGAGAGAGAGAGAGGCUGAUUGUGGAGCUUCAGAGCUCACAUGCACCACAUUUUGGCUGCUUUUUGUGAGGUUUUGUAGUUGACCCUUUUCAUUCCUCUCAUGCCCUAGAUUGUGACUUUCUUGGUUCAUCUCCUGCUUCUUGCCUUGUCAAUCAAUUUCAUUCACCUUUAAUGUGACUUAUCUCUUCUAGUAGCACUUAUUUAUAUGGAUAUUUAAUUUCCACAUUUAUCUCAACUGUAAUUGGCUCAAGGCCUUUUCUUCCCCUUUUGAGCUUCUUCCUCUUUCUGCUUGCUUUAUGGCUCACAAGAUCAUGAAUUAUUGCCUUUUUUCGAUUCAUGAAUCAUGUUUUUUUAUGAAACUUACAAUGUAGGGCACUCCCAAUUCUUCAAUUCUUGUCAGAUCAUUUACCUCCAUUUCUAUCUGUAACUGUAAGUAAUCCCAACAUAUGCUAUAUUGUGUUUCUUGAAUUUUCCCUGUUUUGUUUUUUUUUGUGUUGUUUUGUUUCAGACCCUCUUUUUCCAGUGAUGGGAGGAAACAAGAUUUUGAAUUUGACAAUAAUGUUUUGCUGCUUAAUUGUUUCUGUCCAAUCAUUGAAUGAAGAGGGAAACAUUCUUCUAGAAUUCAAGAACUCCCUCACUGAUCCUUACCUCAAUCUCCAAAGCUGGAAUCCAUUAGAUUCCAACCCUUGCAAAUGGAAAGGCAUAGACUGUAUCUCAAACAAAACUGUUGUUGCUAUCAAUCUCAGUGGCUUCAACUUAUCUGGCAAUCUCUCCUCCUCCAUUAGCAAACUCCCACACCUAAACAUCUUCAACAUCUCCAAAAACCUCAUCUCUGGCCCAAUCCCUUCCAAUUUCAGCUCCUUCAAAGCCCUCCAAGUGUUAGACCUCUGCACGAAUCGCCUCCACUCCGAGUUCCCGUCUCACCUCUGCACCAUCACAUCCCUCACAAAGAUGUACCUCUGUGAGAACUAUCUCUUUGGAGGAAUCCCUCAUAACAUUGGAAACCUUCCCUCUCUCGAGGAGCUUGUGGUGUAUAGUAACAACCUAACCGGCGAGAUCCCUUCGUCGAUAGGCCUGUUGAAGAGGCUCAGGAUCAUCAGGGCUGGCAGGAAUCUCCUCUCUGGCCCUCUCCCUUUUGAGAUCAGUGAAUGUGAGAGUUUAAAUGUGUUAGGUUUAGCUGAGAAUAAGCUAGAAGGUCCUUUCCCUUCUCAGCUUCAAAGCCUCAAGUUUUUAGCCACUGUGAUUCUUUGGAACAAUCUGUUUAGUGGUGAGAUCCCUCCUGACAUAGGUAACUUCACUAGCUUGGAGUUGUUGGCGAUGAACGGGAACCAGUUGACGGGAGCCCUCCCACGAGAGAUCGGGAAGCUACCCGUGUUAAAAAGGUUGUACAUUUACACAAAUCAGUUGAAUGGGAGCAUCCCAGUUGAGCUAACCAACUGUUCAAAUGCCGUUGAGAUUGAUCUCUCUGAGAAUAAACUCACGGGGGUAAUCCCGAGAGAGUUUGCUCAGGUUUCCGGGCUUGAGCUCCUUUACCUCUUUGAGAAUCAUCUUGAGGGAGAGAUUCCCAUUGAGUUAGGGGAGUUGCACCAGCUGAAGAGGCUGGAUCUGUCCAUAAACAACUUAACUGGUUCAAUCCCGUUAGCGUUUCAAAACCUCAUUUUCCUAAAAGACAUUCAGCUCUUCAACAAUCAUCUCAGUGGUGUCAUCCCUCCACUUCUUGGAUACAAAUCCAACAUCUCAAUCAUUAACCUCUCCAAGAAUAACCUCAUAGGCAGCAUUCCUCCGCAUAUAUGUCGAUAUCAGAAGCUGAAUUUUUUCAGCCUCGGAUCGAACCGGUUGUCUGGAAACAUUCCCCAUGGCCUAAAAACUUGUAAAUCACUUGAUCAGCUUAUGUUAGGAGACAACUUACUCACUGGAAGCCUGUCUGUAGAGUAUACCAAGCUUCAGAACCUCUCAGCGCUCGAGCUUCACCAAAAUCGAUUCUCAGGGCUUAUCCCUCCGGAAAUUGGGAACUUUACAAGCAUAGAGAGGCUCCUGCUGUCACACAACCAUUUCAUUGGCCACAUUCCUCCUGAGAUAGGGAAUCUUGUGAAGCUUGCUGCAUUCAACGUCUCGUUCAACCGGUUGAUUGGUAGCAUCCCGGAAGAGUUGGGGAAUUGUGUAAAGCUAGAGAGGCUUGAUCUUAGCAGCAACUUGUUCACUGGCCCUGUUCCUGACAAACUCGGCUCACUAGUGAAGCUCGAAUUGCUCAAGCUAUCCGAUAACAGAUUGACAGGCUCGAUUCCCGGGAGCAUAGGUGGUUUAGUGAGGUUAACUGAGCUGCAAAUGGGAGGAAACUUGUUCUCAGGGAGCAUUCCUGUUGAGCUAAGCCAACUUACAGCUCUUCAGAUUGCUCUCAACAUGAGUCACAAUAAUCUCAGUGGCUUGAUCCCGAGCAGCCUCGGGAGCCUGCAGAUGCUCGAGAUUCUCUGCCUGAACGACAACGACCUCAGCGGUGAAAUCCCUACCUCAAUAGGGGGACUGAGGAGCCUCAACCAAUGCAACCUCUCUAACAACCGUCUGUCCGGAGUGGUGCCUAACACGCCGACUUUCCAGAAGAUGGAUACUAGUAACUUCGUUGGAAACAACGGACUGUGCGUGGUCGGCCAGAACCACUGCCAUUCGGAUCAAACGCCAUCUUCCCCAUACCGGAGCUGGUUCAAGGAUGGCUCAGCCAAAGAGAGAAUAAUCAGCAUUGUUUCCUUUUGCAUCGGUAUCAUCUCCUUAGUUUUCAUCAUUGUCGUUUGCUGGAUCAUGAGGCGCCCGGGGCCUUCCUUCGCCUCACUCGAUGACCAAAUCAGAGAGGAUGAAUUAGAUGGCUAUUACUUCCCCAAGCAGGGCUUCAACUAUCAGGACCUAGUCGAAGCCACGGGGAAUUUCUCCGAAGCAGCUGUCGUUGGGAAGGGCGCCUGUGGCAUUGUCUACAAGGCCGUCAUGGCUGAUGGCGAGAUCAUCGCGGUUAAGAAGCUGAAGUCGCGCGGGGAAGGAGGCGACAGCAGCUUCCGAGCUGAGAUAUCGACUCUAGGGACGAUUAGGCACAAGAACAUCGUGAAACUGUAUGGCUUUUGCUACCAUCAGGACAGCAACCUCAUCUUGUACCACUACAUGCCCAACGGGAGCCUUGGCGAGAUACUCCACGGAGACGAGACAGCGACUAUGUUGGACUGGGACGCGCGCUACAGGAUUGCUCUCGGAGCUGCAGAGGGCCUCUGCUAUCUGCACUACGAUUGCAAGCCUCAGAUCAUACACCGUGACAUCAAGUCCAACAACAUCUUGCUCGAUGAGUAUUUCGAGGCACAUUUAGGCGAUUUCGGCUUGGCUAAGCUGAUGGACUUCACCUACUCCAAAUCCAUGUCUGCUGUUGCUGGAUCAUAUGGAUACAUUGCUCCUGAAUAUGCCUACACAAUGAAGGUGACUGAGAAGUGUGACAUCUACAGUUUUGGAGUGGUUUUAUUAGAGCUAGUGACGGGGAAGUCACCGGUGCAGCCACUGGAGCAGGGCGGGGACCUAGUGACGUGGGUGAGGAGGUCGAUGCACAAGCUGGACACGGCGUCUGAGAUCUUCGAUCAGCGUAUUGAUCUAGGUGCUAAGAGGACUACUAAUGAGAUGUUCUUGGUUCUCAAGAUCGCGUUGUUCUGCACCAGCACGUCGCCUCUGAAUAGGCCGAAUAUGAGGGAAGUGAUCGCCAUGCUCGUUGAUGCGAGGGAAGGAGCGGCGGAUUCGGUCCCAUCCCCAACAUCAGAAACUCCUCUGGAUGGAGAGGAUUAUUGUUGAGGUAGAUUUCUUUAGCAAUGUGUAUGAUUUUGUACUAGUAUUAUUUUGGUAGUUAUUGAGUUUUAUUUAACUUGGUAUAGGAAGAAGAUGGGAGUGUAGGAGGCUGCAACCACUCUUGAUGUUGAAUUGUAAAGGUGGAUUACUAGCUAGAAUCGAUUCAUUGCUAAUAAUAAUUUGAGUCAUUAGUUUCUGAUUUGAUUUAUAUUAACAACAUAGGUUUAUCUGCUAUUGGUGUUUCUAAUUAGCAGAGAGAUUAUUAAUGUCAUUACGCAGCUAAUGUAAUUAUUUAA
This is a messenger RNA of Salvia splendens (bonfire salvia), 4301 nucleotides long. RefSeq names its product leucine-rich repeat receptor-like serine/threonine-protein kinase At1g17230. The transcript is spliced from 2 exons. The record is from RefSeq and is a predicted model, not a curated record. Gene Ontology annotation, biological process: protein phosphorylation. Gene Ontology annotation, molecular function: protein binding; ATP binding; protein kinase activity. Bases 724 to 4011 code for a protein of 1095 amino acids. Lineage: Eukaryota; Viridiplantae; Streptophyta; Magnoliopsida; Lamiales; Lamiaceae.